Molecule: messenger RNA, 374 nt
Organism: Paramecium pentaurelia
Lineage: Eukaryota; Ciliophora; Oligohymenophorea; Peniculida; Parameciidae
Source: the annotation of a GenBank genome assembly
UCAAUGAUAGCACGCUUGUCUACAACAUUCUUAAAAAACAUGAGACAAGCAAUUUGCAUUGUCCCAGAUACCGAAAUCACCUUAAAUGAUAAAGUAUUCUAUUUUGAAUAAGUAAUACUAAACUUAAUUAUUUAGAAUAAAGUUUAAUCAAUACCUAUUAAGUAGCUUCUUAAAGAAUAUUUAUUAUUGGAAAGUGAAUAGGUUGAGGAUGCUAGUAAAGUGGAAUAGGACUCUAAAGAAAACUUAGAAUAAUAGGAAGAAUAUUCUGAUGAUGAAAAUAAUGGAGAUGAUUAGGGACCAUCUGGUGGAAGAAUGAUGCCUGUAAUUGAACUAAUUAAAGGAUUUAUUCCUAGAUAUGUUGGUGCAAUUUGAGC